Messenger RNA from Gasterosteus aculeatus aculeatus (three-spined stickleback), 1482 nucleotides. Its product is annotated as rho GTPase-activating protein 11A. NCBI's taxonomy places the organism in Eukaryota, Metazoa, Chordata, Actinopteri, Perciformes, Gasterosteidae. Gene Ontology annotation, biological process: signal transduction. Gene Ontology annotation, molecular function: GTPase activator activity. The record is from RefSeq and is a predicted model, not a curated record.
GUGAUAUGGAUGAGCAUAAUAAGGCCGACCUCCUUCAUUCACCAGAGAUUUUACCAAGUGAGAGGAGAUUGAGAGGUUUUAGCCAAAGGCUGUUGGAUAUUUCAACAUGAAGGUUACAGACAGUAAUGUGAUCCGGUUUCACCUCCAGGUUACAUAUGGGAUUUAUGUAAAGGGCUUAGGGAAAAAAAAGGAGAGAUUGCAAAUCACUGGUACAAAGGUCUUUGGUGUUCCUCUGGAGAAUUUACAUCGCCAAUACAUUCCUGAGUUUGGCCUGGUGCCCUGCUUUUUGGUGAAUGCUUGUACAUUUCUAUUGGAGCGUGCUGGGACUGUUGGCCUAUUCAGAAAACCAGGCUCCCUUCCUCGCAUUAAGGCCCUUAGGGCCAAGCUGAAUAGAGGAGAGGGUUGUCUGACCGCACCCUUCCCCUCCGACGUCUCGACGCUCAUCAAACAGUUUUGCAGGGAGCUGCCGGAGCCCCUGUUCCCCUCGGAGCUCCACGCAGCUCUGCUCAAAGCCCAGGCGCUGCCCAGCCCACAGGACCGGACCUCAGCCCUCCAGCUGCUGUCAUGUUUGCUGCCUGCUAGAAACGCCUCCUGUCUGCAUUACCUGUUGGACUUCCUCUUCAAGGUCUCCCAGAGAUGCUCUGAAAACUUAAUGACCAGUUCCAAUAUAGCCACAGUGUUCGCGCCGUGUCUUUUACCGCCCCCCAACAAGGCAGAGAUGUCUGAAAUGCGUCUUGAACUCAGAGUUCUCGUCUUGCGUACCUUUAUUGAAAGCCCUCAUUUAUUUGGUGUCAUUCCUAAAACGGUUAUGGACAGCAUGGAUUUUCUGAUUAACUUCCAUCCUCUGAAAGAUGCAAAAAGAUGCCACAGAAAAAGACACGGUUUGAAAGUGGCGUGGUCUGCGAAGACGAUGCCCUGGGUUCAAAGGACAAAGGACAGGCCUCCAGCCUCUGAGGGGAGUCCAGAGUCCACCUCAGCAGACAGAGUACCGCUCAGGAGAAGCCUCGGCCUGGAGACUUUCCCCAACGUCCUGCUGUUCAGAACCUGCGUGCCGUGUGCAGAAGAAGGUUUCCGUCCUGCAGCAGCCUUGUUGGAGAGUCACAACCCGGUUGGCGAAGAGGCAUGCGAGACCCCACAAAGACCAGCAAGAGAUCUCUGUUUGGGUAAUUUCCUGAGGUUCACCAGUGGACAGAAUGCAGGCGGUUCUCCUCUGUUCACUGGUGUUGGAAAACGUCAGCUCACACCUUGGAGGAGACGCAUUUCACUAUAAUUAUUUUUAAUAAGAAAUUGACAUUACUGCAGCUUUUUAGCUUCUUGCAUCUGCUGGAUCCGUUUCUAUUUAUUUGGUGUCUCUGAACUGUUCAGUGUGUUUUAAUUUAUUUUAACAUUUUAUUAAAUGUAUGCUUUUGUUUUUUUUACUGUUGCACAGAUGCCCUUUGGCUACAAUUUCAUAUCAAGGGAAUAAACGUUUUUUACAACUUU